Molecule: messenger RNA, 2334 nt
Organism: Alternaria postmessia
Lineage: Eukaryota; Fungi; Ascomycota; Dothideomycetes; Pleosporales; Pleosporaceae
Exons: 6
Coding region: 1-2334 (777 amino acids)
Source: RefSeq, a predicted model, not a curated record
AUGCGACUCAUCAAUGUUAGAACACUCGAACUCCAGUGGUUCAACGACGAUGCUAUUCCCAAGUACGCCAUCCUUUCCCAUACCUGGGGCUCGGAUGAGGUCAACUACCAAGAAUUCGUUUGGAUUAGUAAAGCUCGAGCAAUUUCCGCUUCUCCUAACCUAGCAUCUACUCAAGAUGCGCAUAACACACUCAUGCUAGCUCUGGAGUUGAUGAUUCGAGGCAGCUCAGGACCCGGAGGCUUAUCAGAAGAGGAUCUCCUGAAGCGGGUCGGCUACAGCAAGAUAUUGAACGCAGCUGAGCAAGCACAGGGCUUGGGCUGUAACUAUCUCUGGGUGGAUACGUGCUGCAUUGACAAGACAUCAAGUGCAGAGCUCCAAGAAGCCAUCAACUCCAUGUAUCGAUGGUACAGAGACGCCGAAGUUUGCAUCGUCUAUCUGGGUGACAUCCCCAAACCACGCUCAGGUAAUUAUACGACUGCCUCCGAGAUCGCAAGAGCAUCUCUCAAAGGUUGCCGAUGGGCACGUCGUGGUUGGACUUUACAGGAGCUGAUAGCACCAAUUGUAUGUCGCUUCUACUUCCAGGAUUGGACCUUGAUGGGCGAAAAAGUUGAAUUUUUGGAAGAGUUAUCCGACGCCACAGGUAUUCCAGUUCGUGUGCUUGAUGACAGAAAUUUACUUAGCGAAGUCUCAAUCGCGGAGAGAAUGUCAUGGGCGGCACAUCGGCAAAGCACACGUAUAGAGGAUGUAGCAUAUUGUUUGUUGGGCAUCUUCGACAUUCAUAUGCCAUUGCUUUAUGGAGAGGGUAGUAAGGCUUUCAUUCGCUUACAAGAAGAGAUACUAAGGACUACUGACGACUACUCUUUAUUUGCCUGGUGCGCAACGACAUCCGAGCAUUCAACGUACCGAGGAUUACUUGCGCGCCAUCCUGAGGAAUUCCAGCACUGCCGUUCUGUAGAGCACGAGAAUGUCGUCUCUACAUUCCCCAUUGGGUUCACGCCAAUCGGGUUACGUGUGCAGUUCGAAUUUUUACCUGAUCAAGACAAGAGCCGUGUGCUAGCCAUGAUUCGCUCAAGCAACCAGCUGAACCAGCGCCUAGCUAUCACACUAAAGUGCUUAGAUGGAGGGAUGCAAUACGCACGCGUCGAUGCUGGUGCUCUAGUUCCCAUCGAUGACUGGCCUACUGGAAAACUUCAUACCAUCUACGUACGACAGAAACCUUCUAUACCACCUGACUUCACGACCACUGAGUUCAAGAGCUUCCAUAUUCGUCGUCGAGUUUCUAACCAGGCCACACCUAAUGUUCGUAUAAUCAGCGUUACACCUCGAAAUGCCUGGGAUGAAACCACCCACGAGCUACGUAUACCAGAUCAUGUCACAGAAUUCUGGGGCGCUGUAAUGCUGCGCGUCCAAUCAGCAGCAUAUGCGCACUCCUUGAGCUUUCCAGUAGCAUUUGGCUUCAACCGAUCGACGUGUCACUACUGGUGUAAAGCGAUUCCCAACUUUACCCCACCACAGGAUGGUCAGACCAGUGGUACCUGGCCCCAAGCCGUGAAGAGAAGAAUACCAGACGAGGUGUACGACCCACUAAGAGGGACUGAUUUUGGGACGAACAAGGACGGCAUCUUUACAACCGGAGCAACGCACAUGGCACACAUCCACAACGCCAUACUGCGAGGGUACAACACUAUAUAUCUGCAAGCUCCUCAUGUUCGAGAAGUAGAUAAAACAGCGUUCGUCGGGUACGCACAAACAUGGUAUCGCUUCAUCAAGAGCCACCACGACGAUGAGGAAGCGGAGUUGUUCCCCAAGGUAGAAGACAUGUUAAGAUCCAAAGAUAUCUGGAAAGAGACACAUGAAGAACACGAAUCUUUUCUUAGCGGCCUAGCAAGCUACAACACCUACCUGAAUUCCCUCUCUUCCCCGCAGUAUUUCAACGGAAAAGAGCUUGUAAGCAUUAUGGACUCGUUUCAAACCGCCUUCAUGCAUCACUUCCACCACGAGAUCAGCACAAUAGCUGCUUUCGCAGACCACCCCUCCGCUCCAGCACCAAACACCCCAGAAGCAGAACUCGCCGCGACUGUUUUCAAAGCAUGGGGUAAGAAGACUGUUACUAAAGCAGGAACUUUUGAUGUCGUACCAUUCUUCCUAAUGAACCUGGAUGCUACAUUUGAGGACGGCAGAUGGGCAAACUGGCCUCCGAUGCCGGCGCCGGUGAGAUGGGGGCUGGUCAAUGUAGCCGGUAGUGUCCACUGGACGUGGUGGAAAUUCUCUAGUUGUGAUGGUGGAGGAAGGCCAAAGGAGUUGUAUGCGUUAGAGCGGGAAGAUGAGGAGUGA